Messenger RNA from Patiria miniata (bat star), 1316 nucleotides. It is a transcript of the gene slc35a2, whose product is annotated as UDP-galactose translocator-like. The transcript has 4 exons. Bases 3 to 1274 code for a protein of 423 amino acids. The record is from RefSeq and is a predicted model, not a curated record. Gene Ontology annotation, cellular component: Golgi membrane. Gene Ontology annotation, molecular function: UDP-galactose transmembrane transporter activity. NCBI's taxonomy places the organism in Eukaryota, Metazoa, Echinodermata, Asteroidea, Valvatida, Asterinidae. Gene Ontology annotation, biological process: pyrimidine nucleotide-sugar transmembrane transport.
ACAUGUCUUGUACACGUGUCGCUGUAUACAACAAAAUUAUACACAAACUGCGCGCAUUUGAGUCAAGUCUUCGCCUGGUUAGAGGUUACUUUUUGACACGUACACGUGGAAACAUGGCACGAAGACGUAUGCAAGGGGCUGACGAGAAGACGACACCUCUCCAAAAUGAAAAUUCUAAUCUCAACCUCCAGGGAACGGACGAAGACUUAGCUGGAGCAAUGUCAGUACGUCAACAGGUUCAGGAUAGCACCACAAAAGAAGGCGCGGCUACCCACCUGAAUCUGAAAUAUGUCAGCCUGUUCCUGCUGGUUCUUCAGAAUGCCUCCCUCAUCCUCACCAUGCGCUACACGCGCAACCAGCCCGGCGCCAUGUACUUCUCCACCACGGCGGUCUGCGUGACGGAGUUUGUCAAGAUGACCACAUGCGUCUUCAUUUUACUCUACCAACACAAGGGCAACUUUGUGGAGCUGGGCAAGCUCCUGUGGAACACCAUUGUGCUCCAGCCUGUCGACACUCUCAAGGUGGCCGUCCCUGCUUUCAUCUACACGGUGCAGAACAACCUGAUGUUCAUAGGGGUCUCCAACCUUAGUACGGCAACGUUUCAGGUGACCUAUCAGCUUAAGAUCCUGACCACAGCUCUGUGCAUGGUAGUCAUGCUGCGCAGGAGCCUGUCAGCAUCCCAGUGGGUGGCUCUGAUUCUCCUCUUUGCGGGCGUGGCCAUUAUCCAGAUCCAACCCUCGGACCCUGCCAAGAGAGCUGCCGAGGUAUCCCACACCGAGCAGAACUACAUCCACGGCCUGCUGGCCGUCAUCGUCGCCUGCUGCUUCUCGGGCUUUGCCGGGGUCUACUUUGAGAAGAUCCUGAAGGGCUCCAAGACCUCCAUCUGGGUGCGCAACAUCCAGCUGGGUCUCUUUGGCACCUUGAUCGGCUUGGUUGGGAUGAUAAUGAAGGACGGACAGGGCAUCUCAGAGAAGGGCAUGUUCUAUGCUUACACCCCCUUCGUGUGGGCAGUCAUCGGUUUACAGGCCUUCGGCGGUCUGACCAUAGCCGUGGUGGUCAAGUAUGCGGACAACAUCCUCAAGGGCUUUGCCACCUCGGUCAGUAUCAUAAUCUCCACGGUGGCCGCAGUCUACUUGUUCCAUUUCCAGGUUAACCUUCAGUUCUGUCUCGGUGCGGGACUGGUCAUUUCAGCCAUCUUUCUGUACGGUCGGCCCAAGCCCCCAGAGAAGGCCCCGAGUCCAGAGCAGCCGGCGAAUGGGGGGUCGGGUAAAUGAGAAGUAGCUAAUUGUAGUAAUGAAAUCAGAUAAUGCAGAGGG